Messenger RNA from Perkinsus marinus ATCC 50983, 237 nucleotides. RefSeq lists its product as hypothetical. The record is from RefSeq and is a predicted model, not a curated record. NCBI's taxonomy places the organism in Eukaryota, Perkinsozoa, Perkinsida, Perkinsidae. The transcript has a single exon. The annotation marks the transcript as partial.
AUGACGUCAACUACUACUUCGCCGCUCGGGGACAAUCUACUCGACGAUCAUCGAUGCAAAGAGGAAGACUCCUAUGGUGCCGAUUUAACCACUACUAGCAAUAGUGACAUCGACCACUUGCCCGUAUCUGUUUUUGGCUCGGAGCCCCCAGGGACCCCUCCCAUCAACCCAACCAUCGCUCCACCAGAGUCCUCAAGCAACUACUUAACGACUGACGGUGACACUGUUCCCGCACAG